CAUCCCUCUGACGGCGCAGCCAAUCAGCGCGUGUCAGCCACACAUGAAUGGGAAGUCCCACAGAAAAGGGCUCGAGGAACAAAGAAGCUGCCGGUUUGCGGAGUCGGUUUGUAUCCAUAAAUUGAACUCGUUUUGACUACAAUAAUUCCUCCCUGAGCACCGUUUUCCGUGCGAACCACGACGAAUCGGACAUUUCAACCGACACCCAAGGAAAACUCCAACAGUUUUUCGUUGCCCGAGAAAGAGGAAACUUCGUGCGUCGCGACUCGCGAGGAGAAAACCGGAGGCGAGGCUUCCUCGUUUUCACCUUUUUCUUUUAUCCGACAACAAAGUGCGCAGACUGUUCACCCUGUACAACCUUUUGCCCCGUGGAUUUGGCAGCGAUGUGGAUUUCUCUGUACACUGGCUUUCAAAUGGAAUAACAGGAGCAGAGUAGCCCCUGGCCCAAUAGUGGCUCUGUGACUGUACCCCUUCACCCGGGACCACGCUUGUGGCCACAGCGUCAAUGAGGUAACACCAGCACCCAACCCCCCCUCGCUACCACCAACCUCUCCUUCCUCCCCGAUCCCACACACCCCUGUCGCCAUGGGUCAGAAGAUCUCGGGCAGCAUCAAAUCGGUGGAUGUACGCGGGGAACCGUCUUACCGGCCUGUGCGCCGCGAGCUGCGGGGCCCGGACUUCUGCCGCCCCCCCAGGCUGGACCUGCUGCUGGAUAUGCCGUCGGCCAGCGCCGAGGCCCAGCUCCGGCAUGCCUGGAACCCGGACGACCGCUCGCUCAACGUCUUCGUCAAGGAGGACGACAAGCAGACGUUCCACCGCCAUCCCGUGGCCCAGAGCACGGACUGCAUACGGGGUCGCGUGGGCUACACCCGCGGCCUGCACGUAUGGAGGAUCCACUGGCCCGCCCGGCAGCGGGGCACCCACGCUGUGGUGGGCGUGGGCACGGCCGAGGCCCCCCUACACUCGGUCGGCUACACGGCGCUGGUGGGCGCUGACUCGGAGUCCUGGGGUUGGGACCUUGGGCGCAACAGACUCUACCACGACAGCAAAAACCGGCCGGCAUCCACCUCGCCGCCAACCUACCCCUGCUUCCUGGAGGAGGACGAAUCGUUUGUGCUGCCGGACUCGUUGACGGUGAUACUGGACAUGGACGAGGGCACGCUGAGCUUCAUGGUGGACGAACAGUACCUGGGUGUGGCCUACAGGGGCCUGAAGGGCAAGAGGCUGUACCCCAUCGUCAGCGCCGUGUGGGGCCACUGCGAGGUGUCCAUCCGCUACGUCAACGGGCUGGAUCCGGAGCCCCUCCCCCUCAUGGACCUAUGCAGGCGAGUGGCCCGGCUGGCGCUGGGCAGGGAGCGCAUCCAUCACAUCGACACACUCCCCCUGCCACAGACUCUCAAGAACUACCUCCAGUACCAGUGACCCUGCGAACAGACUCUGACCACAUCAGGCGGAGGGAGGGGGCUGUGGGUCCUCCAAGAGGACCUUCUCACGGCCACCAGACACGGACUAUGCUUAGGACAAUGAGGAGCCGUUGGAGAUGGUAUCAGAGAAGGCCUACUGCUGCAAGGGCUUUUGUUUACAUUGUAGGCGGGAUGGGUUUUUAGGAUGUUUAUAAUCAAACUUUUAAUAAUUUCUUUAUUUUUUCUGCUGACUGGACAGAUUUAAGGAGUUGAGAUUAAAGUGUGACGGGUAAGAGCAAUGGAGAAUAUGGAAAUCAGGCCAACCGACUCUAAAACUGUAAAAGAAAACAUUUUAAGGACCGUUUUGAUGAGCUUUUCUUGGGAGAGGGACAGCGUGUGGGCUGAUGCGCGAUGGGCCAGUCUCUAAAUUUGUUCUGUACACACUCUGCCAAGGCUCCCCCCAACACACACCCAAUCAGUGUGUGCACACUUGGCUUCAACCGAAGCACGUUGGUAUUUAUAAUAUCCUAUUUCGGGAGUUGUUUGUGUUCGAUAACAUCCAAACGACAAAGUAGAGUCGAAGAGAAACAGCUCUCUUGCAUGCCAUGUACCAAGUCCCACCCAAGCUUACGGGUGGUGCAUCAAUAGACGUCCAUUACCAGAUAUAGUCCGCGCUAUCUCUGGUAGUUUGUGCCUGAGUCAGUGGCUCUCUCUCGGUGCAUUUCAAGCAUCCGUCCGUCACAGCGGUCGGAGGGCCUGUGGUGUCAAAUGGACGGCUCUCCUUAGCGGGGUGAGAUUGAUCUGGGUCUGCCUUGAUCGCUUAUGAGAUUCUUUGAAUGAAGCACACACAAAUGUUUUCAGAUGGUUAUUUUCUCCAUGUUUUUUAUGCUUUGUUUAUUCUUCCAUUCCUUCUUUUGGCUUUUAUUUUUUUUAUCUUGUAAUAAAUUCUGGUCUAAUUUUAUGAUCUUGUUUAUUUUUCUUAUUUGAUUUAUUUUUUGUUGAGAUUUUAGAUUUAUCUGCAGAAAGCAAAGUGAGUCCCGGAAGGCUCAUGUGGGUCUUAAAGUCUGUGGAAUGUGGUGCAAUCAGCAUCUGUUAAAUGUGAAUAAAAACAAAAGUCAACGUC
Molecule: messenger RNA, 2526 nt
Organism: Gadus macrocephalus (Pacific cod)
Lineage: Eukaryota; Metazoa; Chordata; Actinopteri; Gadiformes; Gadidae
Product: SPRY domain-containing SOCS box protein 4-like
Exons: 4
Coding region: 586-1422 (278 amino acids)
Biological process (GO): proteasome-mediated ubiquitin-dependent protein catabolic process; intracellular signal transduction
Cellular component (GO): SCF ubiquitin ligase complex
Molecular function (GO): protein binding
Source: RefSeq, a predicted model, not a curated record